AGCGUCUCGGGCCGAAGCCGCUGCCGGCCAAGAAACCGCCAUGAAGUUUCGCGCCAAGAUCGUGGACCUGGCUUGUCUGAAUCACUUCACACGUGAGCUGGCAGGGCUGCGGGGAGCGAGCGGAGAGUGCGGCUGCAGCCCUGAGUCAGUAACAUGAUAGCCAAACUUGCCAAAACCUGUACCCUCCGCAUCAGCCCGGAGAAGCUGAACUUCAUCCUUUCAGACAAGCUGGCCAGCGGUGGGGUGAGCAUGUGGUGUGAGCUGGACCAGGAAAACAUUUUUAGUGAAUUUCAGAUGGAAGGCGUCUCUGCAGAAAACAAUGAGAUUUAUUUAGAAUUAACGUCUGAAAACUUAUCUCGAGCCUUGAAGACUGCCCAGAACGCCAGAGCCUUGAAAAUCAAGCUGACUAACAAACACUUUCCCUGUCUUACAGUGUCUGUAGAGCUGCAGUUGUCCUCGUCUAGCAGUAGUAGAAUUGUGACCCAUGAUAUCCCCAUAAAGGUGAUUCCUAGAAGAUUGUGGAAGGACUUACAAGAACCCUCUGUCCCAGACUCUGAUGUCAGUAUUUAUUUACCAGCCUUGAAGACAAUGAAGAGUGUUGUGGAAAAAAUGAAAAAUAUCAGCAAUCAUCUGGUCAUUGAAGCAAACCUAAACGGAGAUCUGAACCUAAAGAUAGAAACUGAGUUGGUAUGUGUGACAACACAUUUUAAGGAUCUUGGAAACCCUCUAUUACCCUCUGAGAGUGUCUCUCAAAACAGACACCCGGAAGACAUGGUCGAGGUGCACAUCGACAUAAGGAAACUCCUCCAGUUCCUUGCAGGACAGCAAGUGACUCCCACCAAGGCUGUGUGCAGUCUUGUGAGUAACAGGAUUGUUCAUCUCGAUUUGCUUCUGGACGACAUCUCCCUUCAGUACUUCAUCCCAGCCUUGUCCUAGCGCCACCUCAGCAGACUGAGGAGCACAGAGACCUCUGCGUGAUGAGAGAGGCCUGGAUGUGUGCAGGGCAGCUGCCCGUCCUCACAGCACCGCAGGCUUGCACUCCGCUCUUUCUCUCCAUGCUGGCAUAGGUACAAGUGGAGUUAACGAAGCACAGUUAGAUAAUCAUUCCUUCGUAUUUCUCAAGACCAGCCCUUGUCCCCUUAUCCCCUGGGUCUAAGACAUGAAGAAGAAAAGACGGAAUUUUUUUCCUAGGGUCUUUUGUUGUUUUGUUCUCCUUUGGUGUCAGAGAUGAGAUCAGGGCCUUCUCUGUGCUAAGCAUGUGCUCUGCCACUGAGUUGCUCCCCAGCCUAUCUAAAGUGUGAGUAACAGUUUGUCACUGAUGUUGCAAGCUCAUCAUGUGUAUAGUCAGAAUUCACAGGAAUACUACCCAGCUAGUUCCCAGCUUAGUCCCUGGGAUGCUGCAGCUGUCUGUUUUCAGAUUUUCAGCAUGCUCAUCUCUCCCAACCACCAUGUCUGGGAGCUCAGUGCAAACCAUGCAACCCCUCUGUCCCUGGCAGCAUGCCUGGUUUCUCACCAAUACAGCUACAACAUGUGGAGCCUUGCCCAAGUUAUUGAAAGUUCAAGUUCACUUCCUUCUCACUGCCUGCAGAACCUCUCAGCCUGGGGAACCUGCAGAGCCUCUCCUCUCAGCCUGGGGAACACGCUGCUUGGGAGCCUGAGAUCCUGAAGACUAGCCAACCAGUUUCCAUCUUGAACUUGUCCAUCUGUAUACUUGUCGCUUGAGCCCACUUUGAUUUUAAGUCAUAACUUAUUUUACUUUUUUGUAGUGCUCAGGAAUGGGAACAUGUUACGCAAGCCCUCUAUGCCAAACUAUAUCCCUAGUCAUCUAAAUCAUAAUUUUACAUAAUUCUUCCACAGUUUCAGAGCCACCUUUCUCUAAAGCACAUUGUGUUUUGCAUGAAGCAGUUGAAGCUUGGCCAUCAUAGGCAAGGCUGUGUUCUGCUCCUGUUUUGGAGCUGGCUCACCAUGGAGGAUGUACUUCCUCCAAAAACACCCUAGCAGACUUCCUGAUUUAACUAGGUGUCAGGUAUCCCAUGAAGUGGCAUCAGAAACUGUUUCCAUGUUAGAGUUAAGAUCUAUUUUGCUAGGACAAGAUUUAAAAAAGGCAUGCGGGGUGUUGACUUUUCCAUGUUUAGGGAAAGUAUUGUUUCUUAAGCACUGCUAGGAUAAUAUAUUUGUUGCUGUUUCAGUUUUUAUUAGACAGGUUCUCGUGUAGUUUAAGCUGGCCUUAGAUGAGCUGGAGCUAAUAUUGUCCUUGAACUGCUGAGCCUCCUACGCCCCAGGUAUUUAGAUGACAGAUAUGAGCUGCCAUGCCUCUAGCUCUACUGAUAUUUAAUAAGAUAGAUUUAGUUAAACUAACAUUUUAAAAUUAGGGAUCUUUUUAAAUUGUUAAAGCAUUUCUCUUCUUUGGUUCAUAAUGAGAGGCAGUCCAGGUGCCAUGAUAUAGCCUCAAAAUCAUGAUGCAAAUGAAAUUUCAGGAAGUUCCCUAUGAAGCUUCUUUUUCUGUCUAAGUGUCAGUGCCUCACUUGUCUCUAAUGUCCCCACUGUGCCACAUGCUGUUGGUGAUGACUUUGCUUAGUAACUUAACAUGGGCGAGAAGAGCCCUUACUGGCAGUCUGGAGGCUGUGGUCUUUCUGGUUCUUGUCACAACUUUCUGCAUAGUGUUCAUAGCUGUAUCUCACAGAUCUGUAGUCAAAGGAGGGAGCUCAGAGUGGCGUUCGGGGUUUUGGAGCUACCUUGUGGAACCUCAUCCUGAGGUGAGAGCAGAGUUUUGCUAUGUAUAGAAGAAGCAUGGUGUCUGAGGCUUAGAGGCAUUUCCCCUUACUCUGAUUGCCUAAGACUUGGAUGUUGAAGAAUGCUUUCCUGAAUGUUAGAACCAGUGAGGUACCCCCUGACCUUGCCUGCCAGAGCUCAGAACCCGUAUCCCUGGUAGCCAUGCCUUGAACUGAGAUUUAAGACCGUCCUAAUGACGGGUCAAAAAUUCAGAAGAAUUCUUAAAGUAGCCAUUUUUGCCCAUGUCCAAGCAGCCCUUUCUACCCUGUGGGUCCCUGGUCCAGCAGGGAUCUUCCUACCCAUCAGUCUCCAGGCUGAGUGUGUCCUGCCCUGCAUCCUGCCACAAAGAAACCUGCUCUUGGAAGCCUGAAAGGCGGUUCAACAUUAGUUUUGACUUGAGGCAGGAAUACUGGUUCUUCCACCAGAUGCAGUGGCCGAUGACAUAUCGGUAAAUGUCACCCAAUUGGUUGAGUGUCUGUUGUUUUUAAGAGACAAAAUUCUGUACUUUUUUAUUUUAAAGACGUUGGGAUAUCAAAGUGCACAGCCUAGAGGUUCUUCCUAGAUGGUUCAGUCAUGCAGUCAGCCCACCUUUCACUCUGCGCCUUCCUCCUGGGCUACUUAGGAUUUACUCUCUGUUUCCAUACUUGCUUGUUCCGGAAAGCUUUCUAAACUCCUCCCCAGUGCCCAGGCCUCUGGUAACCACCCAUUCUUUACUUUUGCUGUGUGGGCCGAUGUGAGGUUCUUGACUCUCUUGACUCCGUAUUAGUGUCUGUGUAUUGAGUACGUACACACCUCAGCCUUCGCAGCAUGGCUUUGCCCAUGGCCGUCUUUGUAUAGUAAGUCUGUCUAGAAAUUCUGUAUGCCUGCACGUGCUGCAGCUAUUGCAAAGCUUGAUGCCAUUACCAUUUCUACGAGGGUGGACUUCUGCAUUCGGACUUCGAUGGCAGUGAGGCUCAUCCCCCCGCCUUUUUUCCCUUUUAAUGGCCCUGAGAAGUCUAGUUCUGCUCUGCACACACUGUCCCAUGUGAAGAUACCAGACUCAAGCAAGUCUCCUACAAAGUCUCAGAAUGUGGGGGAGCAAAAUGCCCGGCUCCCACCUAUUUUUUCCACUAUAGAAUCAAAUACAGGGACUUUCUCCAUGUGUGGUCCUGUGAGCUUGGUAGAGCAGUCUUAUAGUUACCCUGACUGUCUUUCUGCUCACGGUUUUGCAUUUCUCUGUGGCCCAGUGGGUACCACAACUUCACUUUGGCACUCAGGGAAUUCAGGAUGGUCGCCUCGCUCUGGAAAGUUACUAGUUGGAAAUAUGUGACGACUUGGAAAAGCCAUAGAUUUCUACUCCGCCAUUUUACUAAUGCCACACUCCAAUUCUGUGCUUUUGUGUGGAUUCUGAUGGAGAAUCUAAAAGAGAGCUUGGGCUUGUGGAUUUUUCUCUAAGCAGUGUUCAACUAGGAGGUGAUAAAUUAGGGUCACUUGGACAUUAGGGAGGGGGUGUUAGCACCACUUCCUGGCAUGCAGUUUGCUAUCUACUAUCUGUGGGAAAGCUUGAAACUGCUCCUUUUGAUUACUACUUACGCUAGUAAGACUUCUUACACAGGUUAUAGUCAAAUCUGAGCACUGUUAUAAAUUAAGGAUUUCUUAAUGUGAAUGACUGGGGAAUUGGCAGGUGGUCUGAUCUGUGUGUGAGGCAAUGUCAUUUCCUAAUGUUACAGGACAAAGCACUAUAUGUAUGGUAACAAAGCCAGUGGGAUGUUGGUGUUCAAUGUGGCACAGAAGACCAGGAAGUGUACAUCUAAACCCAGCUAGCUCUGGGUGAUUUUUAUUUCAGUGUUUUUAUAUGUGUGUGUUUUCUGGCAAUUUCGUAACCAACUUUGUAAUAAAAAUAUUUUUAUAGACUUAAAUAAAUAUUUAUUAUUUGACUAUUA
Molecule: messenger RNA, 4694 nt
Organism: Arvicola amphibius (Eurasian water vole)
Lineage: Eukaryota; Metazoa; Chordata; Mammalia; Rodentia; Cricetidae
Gene: Hus1
Product: HUS1 checkpoint clamp component
Exons: 8
Coding region: 154-936 (260 amino acids)
Biological process (GO): nucleotide-excision repair; mitotic DNA replication checkpoint signaling; mitotic intra-S DNA damage checkpoint signaling
Cellular component (GO): checkpoint clamp complex; nucleolus; site of double-strand break
Source: RefSeq, a predicted model, not a curated record